UGCCGGGAAAACUCUGCACGUCAAGAUUCCUUGUUUUUCUUCCCUCCUUGAUGAGAUCCCAACGGCUAUAUUUUUCCCUUCCGCGUCAAGAAUUCUUUUUGAUUCGGCGGAGUGGGUCUGUGUGUUAAAGAGGGAGAACUAGCCGUUAAAUGGAUUCUUCCUCUCCCCGUUCUUCCGGGCCUGCGAGCUUCCUCACCCAAACCGACGCUUUCCUGAGGAAAAACCUCGUCUUUCAGAUACGCAAUCGGAAGUUAACUAUUCGAAUAAUAAUAUAUCCAGUAAUCAUCUGUGUGUUACUAUCUGUCCUGCAAUGGGCCAUUAACAGUGAGCUAGAUAGUCCGAAAUAUAAAUGUGGUUGUCGUUGUGUUGACACGAAUGGAAACGGUUCAUGUGAGAACGUAUGUGGAAUUCAGUAUUCUACUUCAGACCAGGCAGACAGCUGUGCAAUACCAAAUCCUGAGGAAUGGCCUGCAUUAUUGCAAGUACCUCGUCCUGAAUAUCGUGCUGCAGAGGUUGAUUUUAGUACAUUCACUGACCUGCCAAACAAGUCAUGCAGAGACGCACAGUCCUGUCCAGCUGCUGUACUUCUCACUGGGGGGAAUCGAUCUCUUGUGGAUAGCUUGGCACUGGACCUGUUUACAAGUUCAUCGCCUUCAAAUCUCUUAAAUUAUUUGAGUAAUCUGUCGAACUUUAUCACAGGAACGGAUACAGUGACCAGAGAAACAGAGUUUAUUGAACCUGCUUUUUUCUCUGGUAGACCCGUAUAUAUUGUUCAACCUGAAUGCAGACAAAAUUAUACCCUUACAAUUCCCAUUCAGAUAGCUACUGCCACAUUCCAGCAAGAGCUGAAGUGUAUUCAAGCUUUACCCUUAUGGUGCCGUAGCUCCUCAGAGAUAAACAAUGAACUGUUUAAAGGUUACCGUCUUGGGAACACAGAGGGGGUGAUAAAUGAAAUCAUGGGAGCUUAUGAUUUCUUAAACUCCAACGAGAAAAGUUUUAAUGUGAUUAUUUGGUAUAACUCGACAUAUAAAAAUGCCAGUAUGCGUGGUACUCCUCCUGCAUUGAUGCGUGUUUCACGCUCAUUAAAUGUGGUUUCAAAUGCCUACCUCCAGUUCGUAAAAGGUGCAGAUUCGAAGAUGCAAUUGGAGUUUACUAAGGAAAUGCCUAAACCAGCUAAUCGACUUUCACUUGAUUUUUCUUCUCUUCUUAGUGCUCUUUUCUUCCAGUGGAUUGUGGAACUACUAUUUCCGGUCAUGUUGAUUUAUCUGGUUUAUGAGAAGCAGCAUAAACUAAGAAUCAUGAUGAAAAUGCAUGGGCUUCAAGAUGGUCCUUAUUGGAUCAUUUCUUAUGUUUACUUCCUUUUCCUAUCCUCAGCUUAUGUGUUAUCCUUUGUGAUACUAGGUUCUGUAAUAGGCCUAAAAUUCUUUACGCUGAAUGACUACAGUAUACAGUUUGUAUUCUAUUUCACUUCUAUAAACUUGCAGAUUGUGCUUGCUUUUCUGACAGCAGCAUUCUUUUCGAACGUCAAGACUGCAGAAGUAAUUGGAUACCUAUAUAUAUUUGGAUCGAGCAUCAUGGCAGGAUAUCUUCUCCAUUUUUUUGUUGAAGAUACAUCCUUCCCGGGGAAAUGGCUUUUGGUUAUGGAGAUCAUACCUGCAUUUUCCCUAUAUCGAGGGCUUUAUGAGUUUGGCCAGUAUUCUUUUAAUGGAGAUCAAAUGGGAACUUCUGGUAUGCGCUGGGGAGAUUUAAAUGAUAGUCUGAAUGGAAUGAGAGAUGUCUUGACUAUCAUUGUCAUAGAAUGGUUGGUACUGCUUCCUGUCGCAUAUUAUCUUAAUCAGGGUGCCUCACUGGGCAGGGGAAUCAGCAAUAACCCUCUAUUUUCCCUACAAUGCUUUCUGAUGAAGACUCCAUCUAAUCAAAGGUUUAAUAUUCGAAGACAGGGUUCAAAGGAAGUUUCUGUGGACAUGGAAAAGCCUGAUAUUAUCAAAGAAAGGAAAAUGGUUGAACAGCUACUUCUUGAACCUGAUACAAGUUAUGCAAUCAUCUGUGAUAACCUAAAGAAGGUUUAUCCUGGAAAGGAUGGAAACCAGGAUAAGUUUGCAGUUCAAGGUUUAUCUCUUGCCUUGCCACGUGGAGAAUGCUUUGGGCUGCUUGGCCCUAAUGGUGCUGGAAAGACAACCUUUAUCAAUAUGAUGAUUGGUCUUAUAGCACCCACAUCCGGAAAUGCAUUUGUCCGGGGAUUCAACAUUCAGAAUGAUAUGGAUAAAAUAUACAGCAGCAUGAGUGUGUGCCCACAGAAUGACAUGCUCUGGGAAAUGUUGACAGGUAGGGAGCAUCUAUUGUUCUAUGGUCGAUUGAAGAACCUUAAAGGUUCUGCUUUAAUGCUUACUGUUGAAGAAUCUUUAAAAAGUGUAAAUUUGUUUCACGGUGGUGUUGCUGAUAAACAAGUCAAGAAAUACAGCGGUGGCAUGAAAAGGAGGCUUAGCGUUGCCAUCUCAUUGAUAGGGGAUCCUGAGGUUGUCUACAUGGAUGAGCCCAGUACUGGCCUAGAUCCUGCUUCAAGAAAAAAGUUGUGGAAUGUUUUGAAGCAUGCAAAGCAGAACAGAGCAACUAUUCUUACUACACACUCGAUGGAAGAGGCUGAGUUUCUAUGUGAUCGAUUGGGAAUCUUUGUAGAUGGCAGUCUUCAGUGCAUAGGAAACCCAAGAGAGCUGAAGGCCAGAUAUGGAGAGUCUUACAUCUUUACAAUGACAACAUCUCCAGACGAUGAACAAGAAGUGGAGAAUUUAGUAUUUACAGUGUCUCCUAAUGCAAAGAAGAUUUAUCAGAUAUCAGGGACGCAGAAAUUCGAAUUGCCAAAGCAAGAAGUUAGAAUUGCUGAUGUCUUCUCAGCUGUUGGUAACUUUAAGAGCAAAGUCAGUGUACGGGCAUGGGGUUUAGCUGAUACAACCAUGGAAGAUGUCUUCAUAAAGGUUGCAAAAAGAGCAGAAUUGUUUGAUAAGUUGUCAUGAGUGGUUCAUAUUUUCUCCACUGUACAUUAGGACAAUGUUGAUUGUAUAUAUAUAUAUAACAUCAGUGUUGAUCCGAAGGACAAUGUGGAUUCAGUUCUUAUUGUGUAUUUAUGUCCAAAUUACAGCAUCCAAUUAACUGUUUGCUGGUUCAUAUGACAUUAUGCCAUUCUAUAUAUAUCGUGAACUAGUACAGAUUUGCAUUUUUCA
Molecule: messenger RNA, 3218 nt
Organism: Phoenix dactylifera (date palm)
Lineage: Eukaryota; Viridiplantae; Streptophyta; Magnoliopsida; Arecales; Arecaceae
Source: RefSeq, a predicted model, not a curated record